AGCAACGCGGGCGAUGUGAUCGCGCGCUGGCGGCAUUUCUAGUGACGAUUGAACGGUGUGCGGGGCGACUGAUGAGCGGCUAAAUCGGGCUAAAUCGCUCAAAGUGAACGUCAGUGAUAAAUAUUUAUAUGUGUAGACAAAUUAACCGACUCUAAUUUUCCGCAUAAAGAACACACAAAUUGCCAUUAAAAUUGUGCACAAAGAAAUUUAAAUUUAAUAAAAAUUUCUUUUACACUUUGUCACCUCCCAGCCAAUUGAAGCUGAACCAGUGUCAUAACGAAAUAACAACAACCACAACAACAAAGAAGACAAAUGCCGCCAUAAAAUAAAAACAGCAAAAAAAAAAUGAAAUAACGUGAAUUCAAUUUUUUUUUUCACGCUAAAAAUAAUUCUCAACUCACACGCGUCUCACUGCGGUGCAUAUGAAAUAGCACGAGUGACUACAACAACAAAACAAUAAAACAAUAGUAGCUUUUAAUAUAAGUCCGUUGUGGAUAUACUACUAUAUUAAUACAUACACGUAUGCAUGCCAUCUAGUGAUCAGAUACAUAUAUACUCGUAUGUAUGUAGCGAGAAUAAAAAUUAAUAUUAAAUACAGCACAAUAAAGAGGCUCAACCGAUAAUAAAAAUAUAUUAUAUUAUAAUAUUUACAUACAAACUUACUUAAAAAUAUAUGUAUGUGUGCCUAUGUGCAUUAGUGUAUGUGUGAGUGUGUGUGUAUAAAUAAAUUACGAAUAUGUCAAAGUAUCAGCUGCUACUCGAACCGACGUCUGCUGCCGGCGAUGACGAUAUCGACGCGACAAGCGCUGGCGGCGACAAUAGUCCAACAAUAGCUACAGCAACAGCAGCAGCAACAACAACAACAACAACAACAAGUACCAAUGUUCAUAAUUCUGCUGAGAAUCUGCAAACCUUGCUCUUCACCGAUAGCAGCAAUGAUUCCAACAGCAGCAACAGCAGCAGCCGCAGCAGUAGGAACAACAACAUCAAUAGUAAAAGCAACAGCAGCAGCAAUAGUUUGAAUAGUCGCAGCAGUGCUGUGAGCAGCAGUUGGGAAUACAGUCCCUUCGACAGUAUGCCAACAAAUGAUAUUAAUCAAACAAGCGCAACGAGCAUGUCAACAGCAGCGGCGACAGCAACAGCGGCAACAACAACACCAGCACAACACAUAGCAGCAAUGAGAACGAAUUUCGCCACAACAUUGGAGUCUAAAUCGUCGUCAACAUCGCUACUGUUGGAUGCCUACGAUGCGGAUGAUACGACGAUGGAGGUGCCAUUGCUUGGCGGAAAUAAUAAUAAUGAUUACCAUGACCAUGCCAGUCAUCAAUUCACCGUCGCUUCCGGCGCUAACAACCAUGCUACCGCUGCAGCCGUCGCCGCCGCCGCCGCCACCUGUCAUUGCCAAUUACCCGGAUUUAGCGCAAAUCUGCAUACAAAAUCCACACAAGAUGCGAAAUUCAAAAUAUUAUUAGCAAUUACGCUUUGUUGCGUUUUCAUGAUUGUUGAAUUCCUUGGCGGUUACAUGGCCGGAAGUUUGGCUAUCAUGACGGAUGCCGCCCACUUGGCGUCGGAUUGCAUUAGUUUUGUCAUCGGUUUGGUGGCAAUUUGGCUCGGUGGUCGACCGCCGGAUGGGCGUAUGUCCUUCGGCUAUAAACGAAUGGAGGUGAUGGGCGCCAUUGUAUCAAUAAUAGGUAUUUGGAUACUAACCGCAACACUAAUUAUUGUGGCCAUGGAACGAUUAUACUCCAAUGACUUCGAUUUAAGUGCCAACACAAUGAUGGUUAUAUCGGGCAUUGGAAUUAUUAUUAAUAUUGUCAUGGUUUUCAUACUCCACGGCUCAUCGCUAGCACAUGGAGCUGCUCACGGUCACAGUCAUGCACACGCGCAUGCACACUCACACUCACAUAACCAUGCAACAGCGCUGCCCGUCGGCGGUGUAGGUGUCGCUGGCAAUGAAUUGAAAAAAUGUGAUAAUGCCGAGAAUCUAAAUCUGCGCGCUGCCAUGAUUCAUGUCAUUGGUGAUCUGGUGCAAAGUAUUGGCGUUUUUCUCGCUUCGAUUUUAAUAUCAAUUUAUCCCGCCGCCAAGUAUGCCGACCCGCUGUGCACGGUGAUGUUCUCGAUCAUCGUUUUCAUGACCACCGUACGCUUGUUUCGGGAAUCGAUUGGCAUUCUUCUGGACGCUGUGCCGGCGUCGAUAUCAUUGGUCGAUCUGGCACUGGAUCUGGGUAACAUCGAUGGCGUUAGAUCCGUACACCAUUUGAAUGUUUGGAAUCACACGAAUAACCACAGCGUAAUGAUGGUUCAUUUAGUUAUUGAUUUCCUAUCGGACAGCAAUACGGUGCUGCAACGCGCCACACAAGUAGCCUGUGGCCACAAAUACAACAUCAAGCAUUGCACCAUACAAAUUGAACGUUUGACUUCAUAAAAUUAUUCACACUAAUAUCCGGCACACAUAGCUGGCACAUAAACCAAAUGUAGUAAAUGAAAAUAAAACUUAUAAUAAAAUCAUUAAGUUUAUGAUUUUUACCGCCAAAGACUGACAUGAGCGUGUGACCGACACUCGAUAGAUGCCUUGUUAAGCCAGCCAAUGAGAGUGAUGUGUGUAAUUUAAUCUCUCCAGGCAAGGGGAGGGGAUAUAUAGGAGAAGGCGAAUAUAUAUAUAGACACACAUACAUAUACGUUUGGUUAUACUCGUACGCAUAUGAAGCUGAAGAUAUUGAUAUGGAAGCUAAAGAAUGUCGAAUGGAAGAUGUUUGGAGGGAGGUGGACUGUAAUGCUGAGCGUCGGUUGCGUUGCCUGCACUGAGCUUGAACUCUGCUAAAAGCAAUUGAAAAUGUCAUUAAAUGCGCUGCGCUAAUUGAUCGUUAAAUUUAUUAUAACGUUGACAAAGCAGGCGAGAGCUAUGUGGGUGGGUGUGUGAAAUAUAUACAUAUACAUAUAUAUAUAUAUAUAUUUGUAUAUACACUUAAUUACAUUCAUACAUUUGUUCAUAUUCAGACAACAAGUGCGUGAGCAACAUAAAGCAAUUUCUAUCGAUUUAGAAAUUACUUACAUACAUAUUGUCAAACAUGUGCAUAUUA
Molecule: messenger RNA, 3080 nt
Organism: Ceratitis capitata (Mediterranean fruit fly)
Lineage: Eukaryota; Metazoa; Arthropoda; Insecta; Diptera; Tephritidae
Gene: ZnT41F
Product: zinc transporter 2
Exons: 10
Coding region: 737-2425 (562 amino acids)
Biological process (GO): zinc ion transmembrane transport; response to zinc ion
Cellular component (GO): plasma membrane
Molecular function (GO): zinc ion transmembrane transporter activity
Source: RefSeq, a predicted model, not a curated record